AUGCGACUUGGAGCUACUAUCAAUCUUAUAUCAUUAUCGGUGUUUAAGCAAUUGGGAAUAGGAAAACUUGCACCCACAACGGUCAUUGCAAUUGGCAGACCGUUUAUUAGUGCAUUUGGAAGGAAAUUGGAAGAUGCAUUAGUGAAGGUGGAUAAAUUUAUUCUACUUACCGACUUCAUAAUAUUAGACUACGAAGUUGAUAAGGAUGUAAAUGACCAGAAAAUGAAGUUUAACAUUCUCAAAGCGAUGAAAUAUCCUGAUAAAUCCAAUGCAUGCCAUGCAAUUGAGUUGGAAGAAGAUUGGCCUUACAAGCUUGAAUCUGAAACCAAUAAGGCAAUGGAAAAAGAGAAAGACGAGAUGAACGCUCAGUAG
Molecule: messenger RNA, 372 nt
Organism: Benincasa hispida (wax gourd)
Lineage: Eukaryota; Viridiplantae; Streptophyta; Magnoliopsida; Cucurbitales; Cucurbitaceae
Source: RefSeq, a predicted model, not a curated record